This is a messenger RNA of Nerophis lumbriciformis (worm pipefish), 2793 nucleotides long. The record is from RefSeq and is a predicted model, not a curated record. Lineage: Eukaryota; Metazoa; Chordata; Actinopteri; Syngnathiformes; Syngnathidae.
AUGGAGGUUAGCUGGAGGGCGAAAAUUUCGGACUUCUCUCGCAAUCCCUCCCGUUUCAUUUCUUCCAACUCGGCUGAGACUUUCCUUGCCGAGUUGCUCCGUGAGUUACGAGAUGACAGAGUUACCGACACAACUAAGGUCUAUCUGCUGUCCCCACUAUGUGAACAACCAACUCUCCUGUGUCCCACUAAAUCAGUUGGUGAGGACACAGCCCUGGAGCUCCUUUCAGUUUUUGCCCACAGUUCAGAUACAUCUGUUCAAUUUCGCAGUAGCCUCCUCAUCACCUUGACCUCCGUCCUCAUCUGUACCUGUUGCGUGAGCCGCAAAAUACAUGUGUGUGUGGACUUCCUGGAUCUGCUCAUUCAGAUAGUGCAGGAUACCUCUGACUUACAUAAUGACAAUAGUUUCCUCCUAAGAGCUACAGCAUGUGAAUGUCUACAGGAGUUGGAGACAUGCUGCCCCAACCUUCUUUCUCAUAUGCUUGAGUUCCUAGGUGGGCUUUGGACCAAAGAAACCUCGAGACUUCACCAGCCUUAUGCAAGACUCCAUACUUUAGUGUUGAAAAACUGUGUUUAUCAACUUGCCUUGGAUCCUGGAUCGGGUGAUGAUCAUCUAAAAAUUCUGUUAGGGGAAAAUCCAUUCGUCAACUGGGAAGCAGACCAGGGAUUGGCUCAAAUAGAUAAAGACUCGGCCAUUUUAUCCUCCCUUAUAAUGGCUCACGUGGAUCCGGUGCCAAUUCUUCAGACUGGACGAGACUGCAAGGAUUUGCGUUCCGUCCUGUCCACAACCCUGGAGAAUUCUUUUCUUCUCACGCCAUUGUGUCAAGCGGCAGUUCUACACCGGCUGAUGGAGGUGGUUGCCAUGGUGCCUGCUGUUCCCCCAUCCAUAUUUAGAGCUCAGCUUCUGCGAAUGCUUGGAACCGGAGAGGUUUGCCUUCUUCAUAGCACUUUGCAGAUGAAGUUUGCCUAUACGGACAGCCUGUUCACCACGGAUGAUGAAGCUUUCAUGCUGAGACGAUUGGUUGUUCUUGCACAGCAUCCACUUUUGACUACAUCGGAGAAGCUUUUCUUCACUGAUUAUAUUUUGCAUUUUCCUGAGAACAGGCCAAUCAAUUGCGGAAAUGGUCACGAAUCUUCCCCACUGUUACUAACGCCUCAAUUAGUGUGUACUCUUGUACCCACUGUUCUCAAUGAUUAUGCUACUUUGCUGGCCCGCUUCAAUCUGCUGUUGCUGAUCCACCAGGAAGAGGGUGAAAAAGAUGGAGAAGAAGGCAAAGGUAUCCCAUUUCUCUACGAACACCUCAGCUUGCUACUCAACGUUGUGGCGAAAGCACACAGCCGAGAGCUCGUCGUCACAUUUUUUAGAGCAGUUUUCCUUUUUCUUGUAUAUUUUUGCCACGUGGAGGUAUACUCUGACAGCAUAGCAGAUCAACUGUGCACGCUUUAUCGCCAUCAAACUCACCUGGCGCCACAAAUCCUCAACUUGGUUGACCAGGCUUCUGACAUGUUCCCUGAAUGUAAUUGGGCAACAAGACUCUGCAGGGCCCUGCAGGACAUUAUCACUGCGGUGCCCCCUACGCAGCUGACCUUAUCAGACCUCAGGUGGCACCUCAAGGUGCUGGCUCGAGUGGCAAAAGAAGAGGAUAUCCCUCAGAUGAGCACGCUUCGACUGCUUUCCAACAUAGUCGUCACACCUUCACUUUCUCUGAGUAGCGACUGGCGUCUGGGAAACAUUGUGUUGGGACUUUGCCGGCGCUUGAUGACGCAUCCCAAUCUGCCUACGUUGUUUACAUCUUUGGCAAAUAUCCUGCAACAUCUCAUCUUUUGCUACGGCGACGCAGACAUUCAAGAUCACGCCCGACUAUACUAUAGUCUCCUGACCUCUCUCUCAAGGGAAAAAAUGACUAGAAUUUUAACACAGGAUUUGAGAGAGGAAGGACAAAAUGUCAAACACUCACUAUCUGGCAUCAUGGCAGACACCGAGAGACUAACAAGCGUGCUGACUAUUCACCAGACAGAAAAACCAGUACUGAAACUGAUUGAGUUGAAAAAUACAGAGUCAGAGAGGAUAAACAAAACUAGUCUGGAAAGUGAGGCACAGGACUGCCCAGAACUGGAAGCAUACAGGGCUCAAUUCAAAGAUCCUUCUUUUGGCUCGCAGAUUAAAUUGCACUACCAGGUAAAUCAUAACAUGUAUAACCUACCUUGCUUCGAUGAAGUCUUCAGCAUACACCUACACUUCAGUUCAAGGGACAACAACUAUGAAGAACUCUGCGACAUCAAUGUCCCCUGUCUUUUCAGAGAGAGAGAGUCUCCUGUGGUUCAACUUAGAUUGAAGCCUAGGUUGCCGUUCCCUACCACCCUCAGUUGCAGUGCUAUUUUCAGCACCUUGAACGGCCUUGUUUGGUACACUGUACAGCCAGAUAUCCAUGUGUUUUUCAGGCAAACCUUUCAGCCAUUGGUUGUACCCACCACUCGGGGAGCAGAUGCAAAACUGAAUGUUUUUGAGGGCCUCUGGGAUGAAAUGAUUGAGGAACAAGCAGAUAAUGCCACCACCCUGUUUUGUUGCCAGCUGCAAACAGGAGAACUGUGGUCUAUGGUAGAAAAACAUUUGCGCCCCUUCCUCGUAUCAGGUUCUGCCAAUGAUACUGAAUUAAAGUUGAUUUUUUUCAUCCCCCCUCAAUUCCACAUACUGCUAAAAGUCAUUUCGGAAGAUGAUGCUGUCCAUUUCAAUAUCGCAACAGAUAAUUGGCGGCUAUUGCCUCACUUUGCUUAUUUUCUCAGUAACCUAUAA